Molecule: messenger RNA, 570 nt
Organism: Emiliania huxleyi CCMP1516
Lineage: Eukaryota; Haptophyta; Isochrysidales; Noelaerhabdaceae
Gene: MGO
Product: putative mago nashi
Exons: 4
Coding region: 37-483 (148 amino acids)
Biological process (GO): RNA splicing
Cellular component (GO): exon-exon junction complex; nucleus
Source: RefSeq, a predicted model, not a curated record
GAGAGUCGAGGAAAGCCCGCCAGAAGAGCUCGCUCCAUGGAAGAAGAACAGGACUUCUACCUCCGCUACUACGUCGGCCACAAGGGAAAGUUCGGCCACGAGUUCCUCGAGUUCGAGAUCCGUCCCGACGGCCGGCUGCGCUACGCCAACAACUCAAACUACAAGAACGACACGAUGAUCCGAAAGCAGGCGUACGUGUCGCAGGCGGUGGUGGCUGAGCUGAAGCGGAUCGUGGCCGAGUCCGAGAUCGUGCGCGAGGACGACAAGCAGUGGCCUGAGCCCGACCGCAACGGCCGGCAGGAGUUCGAGGUCAUAUCGGGCGGCCAGCACAUCUCGUUUGCGACGGGCAAGAUCGGCUCGUUGCUUGAUGUGCAGGAGUCCAAAGACCCAGAGGGCUUGCGCGUUUUCUACUAUCUGGUCCAGGACCUCAAGUGCUUUGUCUUCUCGCUGAUCGGCCUCCACUUUCGGAUCAAGCCCAUUUAAGGGUCUGGCGCGACGCAAACAGAGCCACCACUUCCACAUCCCUAUACGAGACGAGACGAUUUUUUUGCGCUCGAUUUUUCUGAAGGU